AUGUCUUCCAAACCACAACCACCACUACCAAGUGUACCUUCUUCCUCUUCCUCUUCCUCUGCCGCUUCUUCUUCCCUCCGUCCCCUCAACCCCACAAAACCAAUCCCAAUCUUCACUCCAGCCCAACGUCUUCCUUCAAAACCAUCUUUCCCUAUUCCUCCUCCUCCUCUUCCUAUUCAAAACUUCUUUAACCAUCUAACCUUAUCUUCACCAUCUAUAAUACCAAAGGGAGCCGGUCUCCACCACUAUCCUCAUCAACAUCAUCAACAUCAACAUCAACAUCAACAACAAAAACCAAUCAGCAUGCAAUCCACCGUUCCAGAACCUCGUACGAACGAGGAACUAACUCCUCUAAUCGACGCUCACAUUGCAAAAGUCCUUGAAGACCUAAAGGCAUCGGAAGAAUAUACUCCCGAAAUCGUCGAUGACCUUACAAAGCCCACCGAGAAAUUGGCACAAACCAUCGAUCAUACUUUAUUAAAACCCGAGGCUACAGAAGACCAAAUCAAAGUAUUGUGUGAGGAAGCUAUAGAGCAUGGGUUUAAGAGCUGCUGCAUAAACCCCUCCCACGCCCGUCUAGUCUCCACAACCCUCUCCAACACCCCACAAACAAUCGCCUGCUCAGUAAUUGGCUUCCCACUAGGCGCAACCUCUACUUCUUCAAAAUGCUACGAAGCAUCACUAGCAAUCCUCGAUGGCGCCAAAGAAAUAGAUAUGGUCCUCCCCAUCGGUCAAUUCCUCCAAUCCGACUAUUCAUACGUCUACAACGAUAUCUUCUCGGUUGUUCGCGCGGCAAAGGGUAUCCCCGUCAAAGUCAUCAUUGAAACUUCGUUAUUGAAAACCCAGGAACAGAAGAUUGCGGCGUGUUGGAUUGCGGCUGAGGCUGGUGCGGCUUGGGUUAAGACUUCUACGGGGUUCAAUGGUGGUGGAGCUACGGUUGAAGAUGUUAGAUUGAUGAGGUUGGCGGUUAAGGACAAUGAAGGGGUUAAAGUUAAGGCUUCCGGUGGGGUUAGGAACUUUGAACAGGCGAUUGGGAUGAUUAAGGCUGGUGCUAGUAGGAUUGGAACGUCGAAUGGUGUUGCUAUUAUGGGGGGUACUCCUGUGAAGAAGGAGAAUAGUGGGGAGGCGAAGAAGGAGGAAUCUUAUUAG
Messenger RNA from Orbilia oligospora ATCC 24927, 1149 nucleotides. RefSeq lists its product as uncharacterized. The record is from RefSeq and is a predicted model, not a curated record. Gene Ontology annotation, molecular function: deoxyribose-phosphate aldolase activity. The transcript is spliced from 2 exons. NCBI's taxonomy places the organism in Eukaryota, Fungi, Ascomycota, Orbiliomycetes, Orbiliales, Orbiliaceae. The coding region runs from base 1 to 1149 and encodes 382 amino acids. Gene Ontology annotation, biological process: deoxyribonucleotide catabolic process; carbohydrate catabolic process. Gene Ontology annotation, cellular component: cytoplasm.